AGAUAACAAUGAUACAGUCAGCUAUUUAUUUUUUAAGAAAUUAAAUUGCAAAUUGUUUUAUUUAUCUAUUUUAUACGUAUUAUAAAAUAAAACAUGGAAUUGAAUCCUAUGCAAGUUGCCUUAAAUACUGUUAGAACCUUAAGAUUGGAAUUAAUGCAAUUGAUUAUUGAAAUCGGUGAAGGAGUUAAAGAAGAUGGUGGCCAAACAGAUCCAAAAGACAAUCGUUAUAUGUAUUCUAUGAAUGAAAUGGUUGGAAAGCUUGGACUUCAUAUGAGGUUAUAUAUUUAAUGUAAAAUUGUUAAUAUUUUUUAAUAAUAAUUUUUGUUUUAUCUAUACUAAAUUACUUAAUAUAUCUAUGUUUAUUUUCAGAGACCUGGAACAAGUUGCUGGAUCUUUAUCCAGCCCACCUGGUGCUAUGUUAUUAUACAAUACAUCAUUUUUAACACAAGAAAGUACAUCUGAUCGACAAGCAUUAUAUACUCCUCUAGUGGCUUCUCAUAAAUGGCUGGACAAAGUAUUACAAAUUAGUACAGUACUAUAAAUGUACAACUUAUUUAUUUUAAAGCGUUUUAAAAUUUAAACAUUUGAACUAUAGUUUGGUUUGAAAUUGCUGAAAAAUAAAAAUAUAUAGUAAAAACUUUUCUUCUCAUUUCAAAUAAGAUCUCAUCAAUGUGUAUUAUUAUUAUUUUGCAUAAAUAUUAGAUUAUUUUGUUAGGGAUUGAAAUGUUAACUUCUAUUUGUAUUUAUAUUCUCUAAUAGCUAAAAUUGAUUAAGAAAACCUAGAUUGUCCAUGUAUUUAUUUAUUUUCAUUUACUAUCCAUUUAUUGGUAGUAUUAAAAUAUUUUUAUUUUGUUGUUUUAUUUAAACUUUUUGUAUUUUUAAACAAAAAUUAUUUAAAAUCAAUGUAACAUUUAACAAAAUUAAAACCAUUUCCAUAUGAAUCACACUAUAAGCUAUUAUUAUACUUAAAAGUAUAACUUUUAAACAUUAUUUAAAAAUAAGAUAUUUUAUUAUUUAUUGACUGUUACUUUAAGUUCUUUAAUAUCAAAUUUUUACUCAUAAUUAAAUAAAUGUAUUAAUAAUAUUAUGACUGAUUUCAGGUACAUAAAUUUAGUUCUAAUGCUAUAUUAAUUUUAAGUCAAAAUUCAUUAAAAAAAUCAUAUUACAAUUCCAGUACAAAUAAAAAGAAACGACAACAAUCUAGUUUGCAUAAUAUAUCACCACAGUAAUAUAUAACCACUGUCUAAUUACUUUUAAAAUAAUUACUUUUAAUUGAAUAUGUUUUUAGAGCUGUUGAUGGACUGUUAACUAAUAUUGAUCGGAUGUUUCCUGAUAUGAGCAUUACAAUAACAAGGCCAUGUGCUUCAAAUGUUGUUCUACUGGUAACUUUUGUUUAAAUACUUGCUUCUUAUUUUAUAUGCCUGUGCAUAAAUAUUUCUUUAUUUAAAAAUGAAUACUAUAAAUUAAUAAAAUAUAAUAAUUUUUGUUUAGGUUAGUUUAAGUAGAGUUUUACAAGCUAUCAUUUCAUUUAAAGGUGUAAUGAUUGAAUGGGUUAUUGUUAAAGGAUAUAACGAGCCUAUUAACCCUAAUAGUUUACAACAAGAGCUCUGGCAAGAAUCGAGAUAUUAUGUUUUUCGUAAGAUAACUGAUCAUGCUAAUGCAGCUAUGUUACAUUUUUCUUCACCAACAUUACCUGAGCUUUCAGUUCGAUCUUUCAUGGUAAUUUAAUUUAGAUUAAAAUAUAUAUUUGAAUUAUUAUUUUUGAAUAAUUAAAUUUUGUUUUUUUUUAGACUUGGCUCCAUAGUUACAUGACAUUAUUUAAUUCUGUAUGCAAAUCAUGUGGCAAUCGUUUACUAAAUGCAUACCCACCAACAUGGAGAGAUCUUAGAUCAUUAGAUACAUACCAUUAUGAAUGUAAACCAUAAAAAAAAUUCUUUAUGUACAUAUAAUUCCUGUUUUAAAAUAAUUUUCAUAUUAUAUUAUAUCUUUAUUUUUUUCAUAUAUAUGGAUGCUUUUUGGUUAUCGUGACUGCUAACAAUUUUUCAGCAUUGUAUUGACAUACACAGAAUAUUGAACCGUUGUAGGGAUCAGCUAAGUGGCAAAACAAAAAACACAGGGGAACAUCUCGAUAGCUUUUUGAUUGAAUUUAUGUGGCGUCAAGCUCUAACAGAUGAUCCUUUUGUUGAAAUACUAACCAACAUAUCACAACAUUUUCCACUACGUAUGAAUUAUUAGGUUUAUCAAUUAUAUUAAAUUUUAUUUUAUUUUUAUAUUUAAAUCAAUAUUAUAUUAUAUUUUAACUAUUAUUAGUAGUCACAAUAACCAAAAAUUACCUAUAUAUGUAUAUGAAAUGGUUAAUUUUUAUAAAUUCCUUCCAGAUAAUUGAUAUUUAAAUUUUAAAAAAAAAUUAUUGAAUAUGUGUAUUAUAUCUGUGUAUCUGAACCAAAUAGUGUGAACAAACUUUUUCUAAGUUAAAAUACAUUAAAUAAAAAUAUG
Cinara cedri is the source of this 2496-nucleotide messenger RNA. Lineage: Eukaryota; Metazoa; Arthropoda; Insecta; Hemiptera; Aphididae. The record is from the annotation of a GenBank genome assembly.